CACAACCUUUUUGAUCUAGACUUCCCCCCCUACACCCCCACUUUUACCACCAGACUUAUUUAACCAUCAGACACAAUUUUCAUGCUGGAUGCUGUCAGCUAGGAUCAUUCGAGUUAAUGUAACAAAGAAGGCAGAACAACACGACCACUGUCUACGACGAUCUUUAGGUGGUGAAGAGAGUGAAGAGGCAGGAUUCCUAUGAAGGAGAAAAGCAAUCGUUAGCUAUGAGGUCGUCUGUGUUUUUCUACUCCACCUACACACUGUGUGUGUGUUUGGGCCUGCUCUGUGUGCUGUUUGUGAGCUGCUGGAGCUCACACUGGAGAGGGGGCUUCGCCUGGGAUUAUUCUGCCCUGCAGUUCAACUGGCAUCCUGUGCUCAUGGUGUCAGGACUGGUGGUUGUGUACGGCAACGCUGCUGUUGUGUAUCGUAUCCCGUUCACCUGGAAACAGAACAAGCUCACCUGGAAGCUGGUGCACGCUGGACUGAUGCUUCUGGGUUUGCUCCUGUCUGUGGUGGGCCUGUGUGCUGUGUUUGAUUACCACACAGGCGCAAACAUCCCCAACCUUUACUCUCUGCACAGCUGGGUGGGCAUCUGUACUGUCGCAGUGUUUGCACUUCAGUGGAUCCUCGGCUUGGCUGGUUUCUUGUUUCCUUGUUCUCCACUGUGGUUCGGAAGCUCCCUGAAACCUGUUCACGUUUGGCUGGGAAAAACCAUCCUGAUCCUCAGUCUCAUCUCCUGCAUCAGUGGCAUCAAUGAGAAACUGCUGUACACGCUUAAUGGAAGCAGUGAGGAGCCGUACAGCUCGCUGCCCGUGGAAGCAAAGUUUGCAAAUUCCCUCGGCAUCGUCCUGGUGGCCUUUGGGUUGGUCGUCUUUGGAAUCUUGUCCAAAAACAAAUGGCAGAGGCCAGAAACAGACGGGGAACGUGUUCAAGUGAGUAUGGGGAUGUAA
Molecule: messenger RNA, 950 nt
Organism: Hippoglossus stenolepis (Pacific halibut)
Lineage: Eukaryota; Metazoa; Chordata; Actinopteri; Pleuronectiformes; Pleuronectidae
Product: lysosomal membrane ascorbate-dependent ferrireductase CYB561A3-like
Exons: 5
Coding region: 225-950 (241 amino acids)
Cellular component (GO): lysosomal membrane
Molecular function (GO): oxidoreductase activity
Source: RefSeq, a predicted model, not a curated record